AUGAUUGAAUCAAUUAUUAAAGACGUAGCAACAGAUCAUUUUGAAAUUAUUGCUAUUGGGCAGCGUGAACUUGAUUUUGUAAAAGAGAAAUCAUUGUCAAAAUCAUUAGACUUCUUUAAGAAGGCGCAGAAAUCCUGGAUUGAAGGGGUUUUUUAUAAGCGAGAAUGUGGCAAAAUUAUACCCAGUUCCAAAGAUUCACACAGGUGUCUUCCAGGAUGUCAGAUUUGCCAGAACCUGGUGAGGUGCUGCUGUGGACGGCUAGUAGGUGAUCACCCUGGCUUAGAUAACAAAUUACCAGUCUAUUUAUCAGCUCACAAUGAUGGAGAGGAGGAAUGGUGCAUUGAGAAUCACACCAUAGCAAGUCCAACUGAUUCUUUCGGUACCAUAGAUUUCCAGGAUGGCGCUUACUCCUACCGUGCUAAGUAUAUUAGAGUCUCAUACGACACGGAACUGCACCAGUUGCUCCAUUUGAUGUUGAAGGAAUGGCUAAUGGAACUACCAAAGCUACUAAUAUCUGUCCAUGGGGGGAGCCAGAACUUUGAACUUCCUCCAAAGCUGAAACAAAUCUUUGGGAAAGGACUUAUCAAAGCAGCUGAGACUACUGGGGCCUGGAUAGUGACGGAAGGCAUCAACACGGGAACUUCUAGACAUGUUGGAGAUGCAAUAAAAGAUCACACGUCCCCAUAUUUACGAAAGAUCUGCAUAAUAGGGAUUACACCCUGGGGAGUCAUAGAAAAUCACCGAGAUUUGAUUGGGCAAGAUGUAGUGCGACCCUAUCAGACACUCGGUAACCCAUUGAGCAAGCUGACCAGUUUAAAUAGCAAGCAUUCCCACUUCAUCCUAGUAGAUGAUGGAACUGUUGGCAAAUAUGGGAAUGAGAUGAAGCUGAGGAGGAAGCUGGAAAAAUAUAUUGCACUUCAAAGAAUCCAUACUCGGAUGGGCCAAGGUGUCCCUGUUGUGGGGCUGGUGAUUGAAGGUGGACCUAAUGUCAUCCUGACUGUGUGGGAAUAUGUAAGGGAUACUCCCCCUGUGCCUGUUGUUGUAUGUGAAGGAACAGGCAGGGCAGCUGAUCUCCUGUCUUUUACUCAUAAACACACUGCGGAUGGUGGGAAAUUGUAUCCUGGCUUGGAAGAUGAAUUAAUAUUAAUGAUCCAGAAGACCUUUAAUUUUGGGCAGAAACAAUCAGAUCAUUUGUUUAAAAUUCUUAUGGAAUGCAUGGAGCACAGAGAAUCAAUUACAAUUUUUGAUGCAGACUCCGAAGAACAACAGGACAUCGACUUGGCAAUAUUAACUGCUCUCCUUAGAGGUACCAAUACUUCUGCAUCAGAUCAGCUAAGUUUGGCUUUGGCAUGGGACAGAGUGGACAUUGCAAAGAAAAACAUUUUGGUUUAUGGACAACAUUGGAAGGUGGGAUCCUUGGAACAGGCCAUGCUUGAUGCUCUGGUCAUGGAUCGUGUGGAUUUUGUGAAACUGCUGAUUGAGAAUGGUGUGAGCAUGCAUCGCUUUCUCACCAUCUCCAGACUUGAGGAGCUCUACAAUACGAAACAAGGUCCAAUUAAUCUUUUGUUGCACCAUCUGGUUCGAGACAUGAAACAGAGUAACCUUCCUCCUGGUUACAAAGUUACUUUGAUUGACAUUGGAUUGGUGAUGGAAUACCUGGUAGGAGGUGCUUACAGAAGCCUCUAUACACGGAAAUCCUUCAGACUUCUGUAUAAUAGCCUCUACAGACAGCACAAGCGAGUUAGACGUCAUGCCGUCACCAGUUUCACUCAAAGCUGGAGCAACCAUUCCCUGAAUCAGAACCGAGAACCAGCUGCCAGAGUGCAAAGUGAUGAGCAGAGGCUUCACUCUCAGUUUAUUAGAACAGCUCAGCCAUACAAACGCAAGGAAAAGCCAACUUCAAGCAGUAAGUCAAAAAGGAACCAGAAAAACGGUUUGAAUUAUACAGUGGAGCACGAUUCUGCAGGUUUUAUCUAUCCCUACAAUGACCUGUUGGUGUGGGCUGUGUUGAUGAAACGUCAGAGGAUGGCCAUGUUCUUCUGGCAGCAUGGAGAAGAAGCCAUGGCUAAGGCAGUCGUGGCCUGCAAACUGUACAGGGCAAUGGCUCAUGAGGCAAAGCAGAGCAACAUGAUGGAUGACAUUUCGGAGCAGCUAAAACAGUAUUCCACGGAAUUUGGACAGCUUGCUGUGGAUCUUUUAGACCAAGCGUUCAAACAGAAUGAGCGAAUGGCAAUGAAACUGCUGACAUAUGAGCUGAAGAACUGGAGCAACUCCACAUGUUUGAAACUGGCAGUGUCAUCUGGCCUUCGGCCCUUUGUCUCCCACACAUGCACUCAGAUGCUCUUGACUGAUAUCUGGAUGGGACGGCUGAAUAUGAGGAAGAACUCAUGGUUUAAGGUCAUUUUGAGCAUUCUUCUUCCUCCCACCAUUCUGAUGCUGGAGUUUAAGAGCAAGGCUGAAAUGUCCCACAUACCUCAAUCUCAGGAGUUUCAUCAGUUUGCUCGACAAUGCAGUGCACAAAACUCCAGUGCUGCUAAGGACGAUCAAUCUUCUAUGGAGUUUGAUACAGAGACUGGCCCAGAAAAGUCUGCGAAUGAAGUCAUCAGUACAAGACAAAAAGGACUGCCUUGGACGAGAAAAGCUUAUGAAUUCUACAGUGCCCCGAUUGUCAAGUUCUGGUUCCAUACGAUAGCUUAUUUGGGAUUCCUGAUGCUAUUCACUUACACAGUGUUAGUGAAAAUGGAACCUCUGCCCAGUGUCCAAGAAUGGAUUGUCACUGUCUACAUUUUCAGUACGGCUGUGGAGAAAGCCAGAGAGAUCUUCAUAUCAGAGCCAGGAAAGUUCAGCCGGAAGAUUAAAGUUUGGGUCCAAGAGUACUGGAACGUCAAUGAUUCUGUGGCUAUAGUCUUGUUUGUUAUCGGGUUUGGCUUACGUUGGACUGACCACCCAUUACAGGCAGCUGGAAAGAUAAUCUAUUCCCUGGACUUUAUAUUUUGGUUUGUGAGGCUUCUGGAUUUCUUUACAGUUAAUCAACAUGUAGGGCCAUACCUGACAAUGAUUGGCAGAAUGGCAAGUAUUUUAAAACUUUUUGCUUGUGAAGAAGAUGCGGAUUGUCCUCCUGGCUCAUUUCUUAAUCCGUUUCUUCAGGCAGUUUAUCUUUUUGCACAAUAUAUUAUACUGGUUAAUCUACUCAUCGCUUUGUUCAACAAUGUGUACUAUGAAAUGAAAUCCAUAUCUAACAAACUUUGGAAGUAUAAUCGCUACCGUUACAUUAUGACCUAUCAUGAAAAGCCAUGGCUGCCACCUCCAAUUAUUAUCUUCAGUCACGUAGCUCAGCUACUGAGUCGAAUUUACCAACGUCGAGCCAAAAAUGAGGUGGAUCAAGAAGAAGAGGACGUCGGUUUAAAAUUGUAUCUAAGUAAGGAGGAAUUGAAAAAGCUUCAUGACUUUGAAGAGCUUUGUGUGGAGAAAUACUUUCACGAGAAGAAUGAAAAUCUCCAUUCAAGUGACAAUGAAAGAAUUAGAGUAACAACUGAAAGAGUUGAAGAAAUGGCUAUGCAUUUGAAAGAAGUAAAUGAAAAAGUCCAUUAUGUCAAGGAAUCUUUGCACAGUUUAGACAGCCAACUUGGACAUCUACAGGAUCUCUCGGCCUUGACUGUGGAUACUCUGAAAGUGAUCUCUGCUGUGGAUAGUUUAAAAGUGGAUGAUGCAUUUUUAGGGAGUAACACAGAAAGCAGUGACUUCCGAAAACUGCCACAUAGCUGGAGCAAUGUGAUCCACCUGAAUCCUUUGGAUAAUUUUUCUGCUGAAGCAAAGCAAAAUUAUUUUAGCACUCCACCUUCACUACUUCGGAACUUAGCAAACAGCCAAAAGCCAUCAAUAUGUUAUAGUAAUGCCAACAUUGUAGUUGAAUUACCCAAGUCAGAAAAGCAGGAUGAGAACAAGCAGGUAUCUUGUGCUGACCGUGCCUGUCCAAAGGAGAAAGAGUUGGAAGGUCAUACUGUCAUGUCAGAAAUAUCAUCUGAGCCCACAUCACCUCAUAGAUAUACACAUUUAUUCCCAGUUCCUUCCACUUUCGAAAGCUUUAAGCACACAGAUCUACGUUUUAAUUUGUCACUUCCAAGCACUCCAACAUUGACUGAUUUAAAUUCCAAUGUUCAAAAGCGGGAGAAGAGUCCAUGCAGAACACCAAUACAAUUCAGCUUUCAAAGCACACUCUCUGAUCAGAAUGAGGGUGAAAACCAUGGGAAGCAAUGGGACAUUAUUCGUACGAAUCCUGAAAGAACUGAUGGAAAGGUGGAUACACUUUCAUUGGACCUACUGGCUUCUCCGUUUGUUAUUGAUGGUCCCCUUUUAUCAGAUAGUCACAGUGAAAGAAGUGAGGUUGGCUAUGUCAACUGGUCAUUCAAUGAAGAUGACGAGCCUGGGAUCUUCGGUGCAAGUUUGAAGAAUCAAAGGAAAAAACAUGUGCAUUCUUUAUUCAAUACUAACUGUACCAAUAGAGAUGAUGGGUCAUGCCAUAUUCAGGUCAAAAAGUCUCAUUCCUUCUCAUUCAAUUCAGAUGGAUCUGAGCUUAAUAAUGAGAACUUGGAGUCUUUCUCCAAACACAAAUACAACAGUAUUUCCUACUGGAUCAAUCCACUGAGAAGGAACAGCUGGUCUUCUCAAAGAAACAGCUUAAGGUUCAAGAUUCAGAAGGAAGAACAUUUGUGGCGCAGUACGAAAAUAAAAGCCUUUAAAAAACUUUCACAGCCUUCGAACUCAAUGAGGUCAAAAUUAAAACAACAAAAUUGUAGGAGAACAUCCUCCAGACGGCAAAAAAAACCUCCAAAGCUGCAAGUACCGAUAAUCACGGUAGACGGGUGUUCUCAGAAGGCUUUGGACUCAUCUCAACAAAACAAUGCUGGAAGUGAAAAGAACGUGGAAGAAAAGGAAUGUAACAAAAAUUGGCUAACUAUCUCCACUUUCAACCAAAUCACAGGUAAUGAAGCUGUCAGUUGUCCAAACCAAAACAUUCAUGAUCAGGAUGGCAGCAUGAUAUCGAAACCAUGCAGUGAAGUUGUAAGGACAUCAUUUGAGGAUCUGACUAAAGAUUCCUUUUUGCUAAGUAAACUAAGCAGGAAAUCCUCGUCAAACUCAUGUGUUAUUGAUGGAUUUGUUACCUCAUUUAAAACUUCUCAGGAUCUGAACUACCAUUACUCUGCGGUUGAAAGAAAUAAUUUAAUGAGGCUUGCGCAGACAAUACCAUUCACGCCCGUGGAUCUCUUUGCUGGUGAGGAGGUAACCAUCUACAAAUUGGAGGAGAGUUCACCGGUGAACCUGGACAAGAGUAUGUCCUCCUGGUCUCAGCACGGUUUGGCUGCCAUGAUCCAUGUCCUUUCCAAGGAAGAAAUGGAUGGAGGUCUUCGUCGGGCUAUGAAGGUGUGCUGCACUUGGUCAGAGGAAGAUGUGCUGAAAAGUGGGCAGACUUACAUCAUAAAGUCCUUCCUGCCAGAAGUAGUUAAAACCUGGCAGAAAAUCUUUAGUGAAGGAACAGUGCUCCAUCUCUGUCUGAGAGAAAUUCAGCAGCAAAGAGCUGCACAGAAACUCAUUUACACUUUUAAUCAAAUGAAGCCACAAACCAUUCCUUAUACUCCACGGUUUCUGGAAGUUUUCCUGGUUUAUUGCCAUUCUGCUAAUCAGUGGUUAACAAUGGAAAAGUACAUGAAUGGUCAGUUCAGAAAGUACAACAACAACAAUGGAGAUGAACUAAUUCCGACAAAUCUGCUGGAAGAGACCAUGUUAGCUUUUUCUCAUUGGUCGUAUGAAUAUACAAGAGGGGAACUACUCGUGCUGGACUUGCAAGGUGUUGGAGAAAAUCUUACUGACCCAUCCGUUAUUAAAGCUGAAGAAAAAGCAUCACGAGAUAUGGUGUUUGGACCAGCUAACCUAGGAGAAGAAGCAAUCAGAAAUUUUACAGUAAAACAUCACUGUAACACUUGCUGCAGAAAACUAAAACUACCAGAUCUGAGAAGAAACUUUUAUAACCCAAGCAAAGUAAACCCUCCUCUUGAAGAUGAUCCUUCAACUGCUAAGACAAGCCUGUGACUUUUGGCUUUCUAUUUUUGCACAAAUAAGAAACCUGGAACCUAUUUAAUGGAAAUGAAGAAUGCCUAAUCACAUGGAAUGUUUAACUUUCUUAGUAUUGCAGAAGUGCAAACUGUUACUCAAUACCUGAUCAGCAAUUGUGAAACUGCUGUUUUUAGUACCAUGCCAAUAAUGUUUAUACUUAAAUUUUGGAUUUGUUUCAUAUUCAAACACACCUGCAAGCAUUGCCACUCAAAAAAGUCCACCACAGCACCUAUUUUGUCAAUUGCUCAAACAGUCAACUGUUCAGAUUGAUUUUGAGUGAAAUGUAAACCUUGGUGAUAGUCUCAACAGGAAAACUGACAGGCCUCUCUGUUACAGACUGAGUUAACAUGGUUUAAUGUUUCCUCAUUAGUUCCCUUGAACAUAUUGAAAAACAGCUGGAAACCCCUUAGACAUUGAUUCCUAGACAAAAUGGGAAUUUGACGUUAAAAGUAGGACCUUGAGUAGUGUUGUAGAACAGAGAGACCUAGAUGUUCAGGUAUAUAAUUCUUUGAAGUUUGUGUCACAGGUAGACAGGGUGGUUAAGAUGUUUAGCACA
Rhincodon typus (whale shark) is the source of this 6667-nucleotide messenger RNA. Its product is annotated as transient receptor potential cation channel subfamily M member 6-like. Gene Ontology annotation, molecular function: monoatomic cation channel activity; protein serine/threonine kinase activity; ATP binding. Bases 1 to 6087 code for a protein of 2028 amino acids. The record is from RefSeq and is a predicted model, not a curated record. NCBI's taxonomy places the organism in Eukaryota, Metazoa, Chordata, Chondrichthyes, Orectolobiformes, Rhincodontidae. Gene Ontology annotation, biological process: monoatomic cation transmembrane transport; protein tetramerization; protein phosphorylation. Gene Ontology annotation, cellular component: apical plasma membrane. The transcript has 38 exons.